GUUAGACACUAGCCCCUAUAGUAAGGAGCAGCAAAAAAAGAUGGCCGCCUUAGUGAGAGAAAACAGAGAGAGGAAAGAACGUGAGAAGCAGGCGAAGCUAAAGGCUAUCGCAGACGAGCAGGCGGCAAAGAUGAAAGAAUUGGAGGAGGAGAUGGAGAAAAAGAAGAAGGCUGCUGAAGAAGAAGGGCGGCAGAAGAAGAGAAAGAAAGAAUGCGUAUUGAGAGUAGAGAGGGGAGUAGUGGCACGAAGAGGGACACAGACGCUGAGAUGGAGAAGAAGAUAAGCGAGUGGUUUGCUAAUUUAUCGUUGGGAGAAGAGGAGGAGGCAGAGUCCUAUGUGACUGAGGAUGAGAGGGCUGCGCUAGCCAGCGAGCUAGCAACAAUGACAGAUCCUAUGGAAAGGCGAGAAAGAGAGGAGGAGCAGAAGUUGGCAUGGAAGCUGAGGAUGAAGAGGGAGAAGAAGAGGAGGAGAGAGGAAGUGAACAAAAUGACCGCAGAGGUAGCAAAGGUGCAGGCGUGCAAGCAGGAGGUGUUGGCCCGGCCGAAUGACAAGGCCAAGUGGGAUAAGGUACUGGGGUACCUAGAGGUGUUGAGCAAAGCCUGGAUGGAGGAGCUCCAGGCCAGCUGGAGCCAAGACGUAGCAUUGAGUGCCAUGCGGUCAGGGUUUAGGGAGUUUCGCGCGAGAUCGUCACCCACAUUGGGGGCGAAGUAAAGCAAUUAAGGGACAACGUAGGGAAGUUCUAUGAAGGCGCCAUUGAAGGUGUCAAAGCCAUAGCCGCUGUAGAGGGCGAGGCCAGACCUCGCAAGGACCCAGUC
Chara braunii is the source of this 815-nucleotide messenger RNA. NCBI's taxonomy places the organism in Eukaryota, Viridiplantae, Streptophyta, Charophyceae, Charales, Characeae. The record is from the annotation of a GenBank genome assembly.